Messenger RNA from Aspergillus caelatus, 1811 nucleotides. Its product is annotated as Rcd1-like cell differentiation family protein. Gene Ontology annotation, cellular component: CCR4-NOT core complex; P-body; CCR4-NOT complex. The coding region runs from base 369 to 1562 and encodes 397 amino acids. NCBI's taxonomy places the organism in Eukaryota, Fungi, Ascomycota, Eurotiomycetes, Eurotiales, Aspergillaceae. Gene Ontology annotation, biological process: negative regulation of translation; mRNA catabolic process. The transcript is spliced from 4 exons. The record is from RefSeq and is a predicted model, not a curated record.
GGGCGCUUAGUUAAUGAAGCUUGAGACUGUUUUAAGCGGGCCGCGCACGGCUUUCAAGCAUCAAGUCAAUGCUCGGCCGGAACUUGCGUUCUCCCCGCCUCCCGUAGUCCGGAACUUCCUCAACUUCUCCAUCCAUCGCUCACACAUCAUUCUUCAACACGCCGAAUCGCGCACUUUAUAUUCAACCCUCAAGCAAAUAACCACGACAAAAAACCUGUCAUUCAUGAAUUUAAUUUCGGGUGCAAAUCCUUGACAAUAGAAACCUUUCCCUCGACGUCUCAUUCCUUGUAUCUCUGUCUCCCGUCGCUCAGAGCUGCCACGACUGUCCUCCUGAGGAUUACGAGUCCCCGAUCCUUCACCAGCCCGUCAUGCUCCAGACGCAGACUCAGCACGUUUUUUCCCAUCAGCAUCAAUACCCCGCUGAUCCCUCCUGGCUGCAACAUCAACAACAGCAGCAGCAGCAGCAGCAGCAGCACCAUCAAGCCCAGCACCACCCACACCAGGCCCAACAACAGCAUUCUUCCUUGGUGGCCCAACAGCAUGCCCAAGUGCAGGCCGCUGCGGCGGCAGCGGCGGCGGCCCAGCAACAACACUAUAAUCGCAUCGCUAUGGCCGGCAACCCUGCUGCUGGAAACCCAGCACAGGGUGCGGGUGCUGGAGGGUUGAGCGGGGAUGGCGCUCUCCCGGGCGCGGUAUCGGUGAUGGAUGGUGGGAUUAGUGAUGAGAACCGCAAGGUUUUCAUCUGGGUUGCCGAACUUCUGGAUCCAAACCGCAGAGAAGCUGCUCUUAUGGAACUAAGUAAGAAGCGAGAGCAGGUUCCUGAGUUGGCCCUCGUCAUUUGGCAUUCGUUUGGCGUCAUGACUGCUUUGCUCCAGGAGAUCAUCUCUGUAUACCCCUUGUUGAACCCCUCUCAGUUAACCGCCGCGGCUUCAAAUCGAGUAUGCAACGCACUGGCUCUGUUACAAUGUGUCGCCUCCCACAACGAGACCCGCACAUUAUUUUUGAAUGCUCACAUCCCGCUUUUUCUUUAUCCUUUCCUGAAUACGACCUCCAAAUCUCGCCCGUUCGAAUAUCUCCGCCUCACCUCUCUUGGUGUGAUCGGAGCGUUGGUAAAGAAUGACUCUUCCGAUGUCAUCAACUUCCUUCUCACAACUGAGAUAAUCCCCCUUUGCCUCCGUAUCAUGGAAACCGGUUCGGAGUUGAGCAAAACAGUUGCUAUCUUUAUCGUGCAGAAAAUCUUGCUUGAUGACAUUGGUCUUGCAUAUAUCUGUGCGACAUACGAGAGAUUCUAUGCUGUGGGGACUGUUCUGAGCAACAUGGUCACCCAGCUCGUGGAGCAGCAGACCGUAAGGCUUCUGAAGCACGUUGUGCGCUGCUUCCUUCGCCUGAGUGAUAACAGCAGAGCGCGUGAGGCCUUGCGCCAAUGCCUUCCCGAGCCUUUGCGAGAUGCCACUUUCUCCUCCGUUCUCCGCGAUGAUGCAGCCACGAAACGUUGUCUCGCACAGCUUCUUAUCAAUCUUUCCGAUAAUGUCUCCGAUGGCGCUCCGGGUGUUGCCAUGUAAAAAGUCGAAAAAGUAUUGCUUCCAUUUUGAAUUACUUGGUAUAUUUGACAACCUUACGAUAUGCAUGGGACGGUCUAAGGCGAAUCUGGGUCAUAAGGCGCAAAUGUGUGAAAAUGGCAAAAUAACGGUAUAACCAAGAAAGAAAAAAGAUUGGGAGAGGAGCACCGGGCUGGGGAUUUAUGUGACCACUAUGUAACAAAGUUUGUUCUUGUGUUUGUUUCCUGUCGCAUUUUUCUUUCUCUAUAUUUU